AGUCACAGGGGCCGGUGUCUAAUCUUUGCGGCCUAGGCUUGCCCCAUUUCCCAGAUGUGGAAAGUGAGGCUCAGCGUGGGCCUCAGGGUGGGGAGGGGCUGGGCCACUUCCAAUUUCGGGAGGGAUUAUUGUUGAGAUUCUGAGUCUCUUUGAGGCGAGGCGAUGCCAAAAACAGAGUUACAACGGCUGUGGUUAAUACUUGACAUUUUUCUACGGGGGAAAAAAUGUGAUUUUUGUAACCCUUAAGAAAAACACAAUGGAGCAGUUCUCUGCCUCCUCGGACAAUUAGGGACUGCGGCAGGCGCCAGGAGUUUUGCUGCCGUUUCUCAUGUCACCGACAGUGUCGCAUCGGCCGGGGCCCGAAUGCUCUCUGGGGAUUCCUUUCUGACACUGCCAUUGUGCCAUGUCUGAGCCCAGGCUUUGAAAAGCCUCUGGUGACCUCUGGGUGUCUGCAGCUGAGGGUCCCCACGCGGGGCCUGCGUGUAGGUCCUGGGAAAUCCAGAGUCACUUGCAAUCCUGUCUGUGGGGUUGAAAUGCUCUCAGUUGGCACAGGUGCCCAAAGUCUCAACCAAAGGCCUCCUGUGAUGGUGGCCUCGGUUCUUCUCGGAUGACAUCGGGGCAGGGGGAGGCAGGCAGAGGCACGUCUUCGUUUGGUGCCACAGUCCCCUGGCUCCCCUUAGCUUAUCAUGAGCAAGACCACCGAGUGACGUUUGAGAACUGAAAUCGGCCACCGAGAGACCCAUGUUGACAAAAAUACCGCAAGUGGCCCCUAACUAACUACCAGGAAUUUGUCUGACUUAACACUGAGACACUUGUAAGCCGUGUCCUUGCUCAGCCGCUUUCAUCUGAGGGCCUGGGGGUGCGCCUGGGCCACCUCCAACCCUUUUGACUUGGAUCCCUCAGCAGCUUUGGGUGCUGCCCUGUGAAGGGGGGCAGGGGCUGGUGAAACCCAGAGAGGGAAGGGAACCUGUUCCAGGGCACACAGGAAUUGGGUCUUGAGCCUCCUCGGCCAUGGCCUUGCCCCUGUCCAUCCAGGACGCUGGUCCUUGUAGGGCUGUGGCCCACCCCUCCUUGGAGCCAGGAAGGACCCCCCUCUCCCCCUCGCCAACACCUUCCCUCCCCACCAGGGUCUGGCUUUACCCCACACCUGGGCACUGCAAGUCCCUCUCGGCCCGGCCACUCAGCUCCACAGGGUGUGCCCAGGGCCACGAGGCACCAGCACAGUGAGGGUUACAGCUGGGGCCCCUCCCAGUCUCCUGAGCCACCAUCCCUUAGCAACACUCCUUCGGGGCAGGACGCGUUGCCAGCGCCGGGCAGAGUGGGCAGGAGCCAGAGGCGCGGCUGUGUGGCCUCCAGGACGGACUCGGGGCAGGUGAGUAGGGAGUUGGCCAGGACAGGCCCGUGGCCUCCGACCGUAGCCUGGCCGGCAGAGCGGGGACCCUUCCUCCAGCUCUCCCCCAUCCAGCUCCCCAGACGGCCCUGACCCAGCAUGGACGCCGUGGACGCCACUGUGGAGAAGCUGCGGGCACAGUGCCUGUCCCGAGGGGCCUCGGGCAUCCAGGGCCUGGCGAGGUUCUUCCGCCGGCUGGACCGGGACAAGAGCCGAUCCCUGGACUCGGGGGAGCUGCGGCGGGGCCUGGCUGAGCUGGGGCUGGGGCUGGACGCGGCCGAGGCGGAGGGCGUGUGCCGGCGCUGGGACCGCGACGGCAGCGGGACGCUGGACCUGGAGGAGUUCCUGAGGGCACUGCGGCCCCCCAUGUCCCAGGCCCGGGAGGCAGUCAUCGCAGCCGCGUUCGCCAAGCUGGACCGCAGCGGGGAUGGCGUGGUGACCGUGGACGACCUCCGGGGGGUCUACAGUGGCCGCGCCCACCCCAAGGUGCGAAGCGGGGAGUGGACGGAGGAGCAGGUCCUCCGCCGCUUCCUGGACAACUUUGACUCCUCCGAGAAGGACGGGCAGGUCACUCUGGCCGAAUUCCAGGACUACUACAGCGGCGUGAGCGCCUCCGUGGACACAGACGAGGAGUUCGUGGCCAUGAUGACCAGCGCGUGGCAGCUGUGAGCAGCGCACGUGUACUCCCCCAGCACCAUCCUGGCGUAGGACCCCCACCCUGGCACCCGUGACCCGGGCUUCCAGCUGGGCAGCCGCCGGGGUGGGGGGCCACAGGGGAACGUGCAGAGACUGAGGCUGUGGGACCGCCCGGACCAGGCCUCAGAGGACCCAGCUUGACCAUGAGGUGCAAGUCGGACAAAGGUCCCAAGGCUGGGUCAUUGGCUCAGAGGCCCAGGGAGCAGGCCCCCCCCGCCCCCCGUCCCUGCCGUGCUGACCUCGGGUCUCACAGAGCCCCUUGCAGUUUCCCCCCACCCUGCUUCCUCGUUUCUGCAGGGACCCCUCAGCCCUGCCAGCAGCCCCCUGCCCUGAUGCGUGCCCCCCACCCCGCCCCCACCCAGGGAAGCCAGACGGCAGGGGACAAAGCAAAGCUCUGCAUGGAGGCAGCCAGUCUUGGAAGGCAGCCAAGUGUGGUCACCUGCUCGGUUGUGGAGUCGGGCAGGGGCCAGGCUGCCCUGGGAGCCGGAGGCUGUCCUUGGCCAGGCUGUCUGGCUUCCUGAGGCCCCUGGGGCAUGCAGGAGGCCAGGGUUUUAGUUAAAAGUUUUAAUGUAGUUCCCAAAUACAUUUCAUAUGACAAUCUUACAUAAAUGUUCCAAAACACA
This is a messenger RNA of Suricata suricatta (meerkat), 2709 nucleotides long. RefSeq names its product calcyphosine (gene CAPS). The coding region runs from base 1490 to 2059 and encodes 189 amino acids. Gene Ontology annotation, molecular function: calcium ion binding. Gene Ontology annotation, cellular component: vesicle. Lineage: Eukaryota; Metazoa; Chordata; Mammalia; Carnivora; Herpestidae. The record is from RefSeq and is a predicted model, not a curated record. The transcript is spliced from 4 exons.